Drosophila kikkawai is the source of this 1382-nucleotide messenger RNA. RefSeq names its product diacylglycerol O-acyltransferase 2. Gene Ontology annotation, cellular component: endoplasmic reticulum membrane. NCBI's taxonomy places the organism in Eukaryota, Metazoa, Arthropoda, Insecta, Diptera, Drosophilidae. Gene Ontology annotation, molecular function: diacylglycerol O-acyltransferase activity. The record is from RefSeq and is a predicted model, not a curated record. Gene Ontology annotation, biological process: triglyceride biosynthetic process.
CUCGACGAGCGCGUUCGUUCGGUUAUUUAGUUAAAUAUUGCACGCUCGCGGCGUCGGUUCUGCUCUCAAAAUGCGAUAACGAUCCAUUACGUGUGUAAACAUUUGAGCAGCGUGCUCUGUUCCAAACAAAAAUAAAUUCAACUGGGCGAGUCUUCUAUGACAGAGCUUUGGAGUCGCUGGAGGACCGUGCUAAGAGUCGCUACCUUAUAAUUGGAAAGCAGGCAUUAUGAAAAUCGAGUGGGCACCCAGAGAAGUUCCCAUGGAGCGGCGUCGCCAGACGUUUGCCAUGGCCUUUUUCAUUGUUUCCUUUAUGAUCCUAUCCUUCGGAUCCUACAUACUGUGUGCUGCCCUGCUCAUCUAUGGUGGCCUCAUAAUUCGCAGCGUAGUGCUAAUCUACUUGGUCUACGUCUAUGUGAAUCACAGCAGAACCCACUCCAUUAUGGACGGCAAUGGCUGGAAGAUUAACCGCAAUAACUGGCUGUUUCGACACUAUCGGGACUACUUUCCCGUGCAGCUGGUUAAAACAGCCGAGUUGCCCCCGAACAAAAACUAUAUCAUGGCCAGCUUUCCCCAUGGAAUUCUGGGGACUGGCAUUUCCAUCAACAUGGGUCUAGACAUCUCCAAGUGGCUGGAGCUGUUUCCGCAGGUCAGACCAAAGGUGGCCACUCUGGAUCAGAACUUCCUGACGCCCAUUGUGCGUGGUCUGCUGCGAUCCUGGGGCUUGGUCUCGGUUUCCAAGGAGGCUUUGGUCUAUCUGCUGACCAAAUCGAAUGAUCCCAAGCACAAGGACAAUCGAGAUGGCUUCACCUCCAAUGCUGUGGCCAUACUGGUGGGCGGAGCUCAGGAGGCCCUGGACUCGCAUCCUGGCAAAUACAUUUUGACCCUGAAGAAUCGCAAGGGAUUCGUCAAGAUGGCCAUUCGAACGGGGUCCUCGAUUGUGCCCACCUUUUCCUUUGGCGAGGUGGACAUUUUGGAUCAGGUGGCCAAUCCCCCGAACUCCCCAAUUCGCCGUUUCCAAGAUUUUGUGAAGAGAUUCACAGGCAUUUCCCCGUUAAUUCCCAAGGGUCGUGGUGUGUUUAACUACACCUUUGGUUUCCUGCCCAAUCGACGCCGCAUCGUCCAAGUUGUUGGCUCUCCCAUCGAUGUGGUACAAAGUGAUCAGCCGGAUGCUGCUUAUGUGGACAAAAUUCAUAAGCAGGUCAUUGAGGCCCUGGAAAAGAUGUUUGAAAAGUACAAGGAUGAAUAUAUUCCCAAUUCCAAACAGAGCAAGCUGAUAAUUCACUAGUCACCCUAAAGUUUCCUGUUAUUUUGUUUUAUAGAAAAUGUGAUCAAAGUAAUGCUUUAUAAGCAUUUAUUAGAAACAAGUUUUAUAAUCUUAAAAA